GGAGCUGCGCUCCAGUCAGUACCAGCCCCUGGUAGGCCUUGCCAUGCACCUGACUGGGGCCUUUGUGCCAGAGACGGAGAAGAAGCUGGGACUGAGCCAGACCCCACCACCAGAGAGAGUGUGGGAGCAGCUGAGGCAGCUGGUGAGGUGCAGGGACACGGGUGAGGUGGGUCCCGCGCUCCAACCUGUCUACCGGCACAUGCAGGAAAACCUGAAGACCUUUGGGACUGCCCCAGAUGAUGCUGUGGUGUGGACCGGGGCUGGGUUUGUGCUGCCACGUGACGCUGUGCUGGGCUAUCCUGAGGAGCUGGAGCUGGGGAUGCUGGUGCCCCGGGUGCCCCCUGACUUCCUGCCCUACAGCUGCCUCUUCAGGGCUUGGGGGGUGGAGGCGACAGUGAGUGAAGAGAGGGCAGCUGCAGCCCUGCGCCGCCUGGGGCAGGACAUAGACACACGCAGCUCCAGAACCGGCACUGCAGCAGAGCUGCAGGUGGCUGUAGCUAUCCUGGCGUGGCUGAAGAGUCGGGGGCACCGAGGGGAGGGCACGGUGCCGGUUCCUGUAAGGCUCCAGGAGGGCUCGGGCUUUGCCCUCCGCCCGGCCGCCUCUACUGUGUACCUGGACAUGGGGCUGGAGGCGGAGGAGGAUGUUCAGGAGGUGGUGCACGAGGCAGUGCCGGCCAGCACAGCCACGUUCUUCGGCACGGAGCUGCUCAGUACGCGGGUGCUGGGCCCGGAGCCGUUCACACCCUGCGGCCCCUCGGAGCCCAUCACCUUACGGCUCCAAAACAUCCUCCGGGAGUACGGGGAGGAGGGCGACCUCUUCAUGGAGAUGGUCCAGAAUGCAGAGGAUGCUGGAGCUACUGUGUGCCGCUUUCUUCUGGACCUCCGCCACCGCAGAGAGGCCACCUCUGGGCUGCUUGACCCUGGCAUGAUUGCCUGCCACGGCCCAGCCCUCUGGGCUUACAACAACGCCCUGUUCACAGAGGAUGACUUCUGUAACAUCACACGGAUUGGGGCUGCUACGAAGGAGGGGCGGGCAGACCAGAUCGGGCGCUUUGGGCUGGGCUUCAGCUCUGUCUACCGUGUCACGGAUGUGCCAGCAGUGCUGAGUGGGGAGACACUGCUCAUCUUUGAUCCGAACGGCACCCAUCUGGAGAAGCACAUCCCCAGGGCUGGCUGCCCUGGCAUCCGCCUGGACUUCUCCAGGCGGCCACGCAUCCUCCGUGCCUUCGCUGAGCAGUUCUGGCCCUACCAUGGUAUCUUUGGGUGCCGCCUGCCCGAGCCAGGACCCUUUCCAGGGAGCCUUUUCCGCCUGCCUUUUCGCACGGAAGAGGAAGCUGUGACGUCGCAGAUUUGCUCGCAGAAGGUGAGGGAGGUGUCCCUGGAGACGCUGCCAGACGUGGCCACCUCUGCGGGGGAUACUGUGCCUGUGGCCACGCUGCGGCGGAAGGAGAUCCGGGACCUGGGGGCUCCUGGGGACCCCCCGGGCUGGGCAGCCAUAGAGCGGCUCACAGCCUGCGAGGAGGCAUCCAAGACCACGUGGCACUACCUAGUUUUGGUGUGCCCAGGUGAUGGGGAGUUGCUGGAACUGUUUCAGCAGAACACGCAGGCAGGACUCCAUCCUCCGCCUCCCAUGGCUGGCGUGGCCCUUCCCCUCGCCCUUACCGCGGACGGCAAGUGGGUGCCAAGCCCGGGUGCCGAGGAGGGACGAGUCUUCUGCCACCUUCCCAUGCCAGUCGCCUCAGGGCUGCCAGUCCACGUGCACGGGGCCUUCAGCAUCCUCUCCAACCGCAAGGGGCUGUGGGACACGGCGCAGCGGGGCGAGUGGAACCGGCUGCUGCUCCGCAAGGCUGUGCCCCUUGCCUGGCUCCGGGCACUGCGCCACCUGCGCACCAUGCAUGAGGCAGGUGAGCUGAAGAGCUACGAGUAUCAUGUCUUCUGGCCGGACGCUGACACUGCCCGUUACCCCUUUACUGAGGCUGUGACUGGAUUCUACCAGGCUUUGGCAGCCAGGGAUGGCCCCGGGCUGUUUUCUGACGGCCGCUCGUGGUGCUCACUGCAGGAUGCCCGCUUCCUGCACGAGGCUGUGGUCAGACACCCCACGCUGGGCGCUGUGGCGAAGCGUGUCUUUGCCUCCACCCUGCCCCAUCCCCUGCUAGCUGUGGCCUUGCCAGAGCAGGUGCAGAGAGGCCUCGGGAAGGCACUGGAUGCUGGCACCUAUGACUGGCCCCGUUUUUACUGCGAGCUUGUGCUUCCCAACUUGAAGGACCUCUCUGUUGUUGACCGGGACUCCCUGGUGCUCCACGCACUAGGUAUGUUGCAUGAUGAUGUGAACAAAAUGCUGCAGACAGUGCCCUGCAUCCCUGCCACCCCUCAUGGCCACCUGCAGUGCAUCAAUUGCCUGGUGCAUCCCAGAGGCCGCAUUGCCUCUUUGUAUGACCCCAAGGAUGGGCGCUUCCCCAUGGGGAAUUCCUUCCUCUCCCCGGAAAGACUAAGCCAACUGGAGAGGCUGGGCAUGAUGAAGGACACAACGACCUUGCCAGAGCUGCUGGAGCGAGCAAAGACGGUGCAGCUUAUCUGGACUGAGGACCGUGCCCAGGGCUGCCGGAGGGCUGCCUGCAUCCUUGAGCUGCUUCAGGAUGCCCUGGAAGAGAGGGUGACCAACACCAUGCAGGCAGCUUUCCAGACUGUGCCCUUCCUCCCUGGUACUCUGCCCACGGGAGAAUGUGUGCUGUUGCCAGCUGCCCAGCUCUACCAUCAUGUCGAUGCCCCGCUAGUGGGACUCAUCCACCCUGUCUUGGCUCCUAAAGCACUGGGGGAAAACUUCAGCCUCCCCAGGGAUGUUGUAUCCUUCUUGGGACUGGACCGGCAGCUGCCAGCAACUACAGUCCUCAAGCAGCUGCAGGCACUGAGCCGUAGCUCCAACGCUCUCUCUUUGGAGAACCUGCAGAACAGCACCCUCUGCUGCUACAGGUACCUGCACAAGCUGCUCGAGAAGGAUCGCUCCAGCUGGGACGAGGUGGCUUCUGCAGCGGCCCAAGGAGAGCCCUUCAUCUUGGUGGGCUCCCACUUUGUGCCGGUCACGGCUGUGGCUGAGGAGCUGUCAUUUGAGGCUGAACCCUAUCUUCACCAGCUCCCGAAGGAGUACCAGCCCUGCAGCCACCUCUGGAAGUGCGUGGGGCUGCGCCGCACCUUCGCCUGGGAGGACUACGCCAGAGUGCUCGGCGUCCUGGCGGAGCAGUGUGCCGGAGAGCCGCUGCCGGCCGCAGAGCUGGACCUGGCCUUGAGGCUGGUCAUUUUUGGCUUGAUGGCAGACGAUAAAGAGCCAGACGCCUACCAGACCCAGCAACUCUUUCUACCUGACCAGGAGGGCGUUCUGCGGCCGCGGGACAAGCUGCACUUUAACGAUACGCCGUGGAUGUCCUUGGACAGAGAUGUCCUGCUGUGCCACGAACAGCUGUCCCGAGCCACAGCUCUGCGCUGUGGGGUGCCCACCACACGCCACCGAGCACUGGAGAGGAACCAACUGCUCACAGAAGACCUGAGCCUCUGGAUGCAGCCAUUUGGUGCCUUUGAAGACUUACCUACACGGCUGAAGAACAUCUUGUGUGAGUACCCAGCGUCCGCUCACGAUCUGGUGAAGGAGUUGCUGCAGAAUGCGGACGAUGCUGGUGCGGGGCUUGUGCACUUCGUGUGGGACCGCCGGCAGCACCCAGUGGACACCACUUUCAGUGAGAACUGGAACCACCUGCAGGGCCCUGCCCUCUGCAUCUACAAUGACAGCCCCUUCCAACAGCAGGACAUUGAAGGCAUUCAGCGUCUGGGGGUGGGCAGCAAGCAAGGCCGGCAGGAUGUCACAGGCAAAUAUGGCCUUGGGUUCAACACUGUCUUCCAUUUUACUGACUGCCCAGCCUUCCUUACUGGAGACAGUGCCCUGUGUGUCCUAGAUCCCCAUUGCUACUACGUGCCCGGAGCCAAAACAGAGAAGCCUGGUGGAAUGUUUGGUGUCAACCCUGAAUUCAAGAAGGCCUUUCCAGCCAUUUAUAACACCUUCCUACCCUCCCACUUCGACCUGAGCCAGGGCGUCCUCUUCCGGCUGCCCCUCCGCACUGCAACUGGGGCUACCACCUCCAAGGUGUCUGACAUCGUUGUGCGGGACCAAGACAUUGCAGCCGUAAAGACAGUACUAGCUGAGGAAGGUGAAAACUUGAUGCUCUUCCUUCGGCACCUCCGCACCAUGGUCUUCUCUGAGAUCCCCCCAGAUGGGGAGGAGAUGCUGGAGAGGCUGCGGGUGGCCACAGAGCUGACAGAUGGUGAUGCAGAGCUGAGACAGGGUUUUCAAGCGAGACUGAGCCAAGAUGUGCAUGGGACCAGCCCCACCUCUGUCUCCUAUAUCAUGACAGUCAAAAAGAGCAAGGCCAGGGCCAGCACUGUGUGGAGGGUGAUCUCCCAAGUUGGGGUGCAGGAGGGGGCUGAAGGGUCUCCGGUGCCUGGGCGGCUACCCUAUGGGGCUCUGGCUGCCUGCCUGAAGCCAUUGAGCUUCAACAAUGUCAUGGGCAAAGCUUUCUGCACCCUUCCACUGCCGCUGACCACAGGGCUGCCUGUGCACAUCAACGCCAACUUCUCUGUGGAUGUGGCUAGACGCAACCUCAGGCAGGACCCGGGCAGCACAGAGGCAGACUGGAAUGGCUUCUUGCUCCGACACUUGGUGGCUCCACUAUACUGUGCCUUUCUCACCAAGCAGUGGAAGUCCCUGGGGCCAGAAGAGCUCCAGUUUGAGUCCCUGGAGGUCUGCCAGAAAUGCCUAGACUCCCACUACCUCCGCUUCUUCCCUACUGUGACAGAGGUACCACCUAUCUUUCAGGACCUGGUGAGGGACGUCUACAGGCACCUCAGCCAUGCACGCCUGCCUCUGGUGCCUGUGUACCACGUGAAGCCACCUGACAGCAUGGUGACAGUGACCUGGGCAUCUCCGGGUGGUAGAGAUGUGCUAACAGAGCCGUACUUCCUCAAGGAGAAGCCUAAGCCAUGUCUCCAGGAGGUGCUGCAGCACCUGAACAUGAACCUGGUGCCAGCGUUCUCCCACCUGCGGCAGAUGUACAAGGAGUUCGUUGAAGCCCGUGUGGAGGCCGUUGCCUUGGAGCCAGCCUCGCUCCGCCUGCUGAAGCACUGCCUGGAGCCCGAGGACACGGACAAGGCGGAACUGGAGGGCCUGCCCUUGCUGGCCACACAAGAUGGCCACCUGAAUGCCCUCAGUACCCACCACCCAGUCUUCCACAGCUCCCACGCCCACCUCUUUCCCCAGCACUGCCACCGCUUUGCCGACCGCUUGAUUUCUGACUUGCUCCUGCCUUGCUUUGUGAAGAGGCUUAGCCUCCUGGAGGCCACGCCACUCAUCCAGGAGGCACUGGGUCAGCUGAACUGGUCCACAGAGGGGGAGAAGUGGCUCAGGGGGCUGUGGAGUUUCUUCAGUACUGUGGUCUUCACAUCCGAUAAUGACAAACGGGAACUGGAGGCAUUAAUGCAUCAUCUCCAGGAUGUGGCAGUGCUGCCUAUUCGUGGGGAUGGGACAGGCUGGAAGUGCCUGCCGUUAUCCUCCCUCCCCAAGGUACUUUUUGACUGUGACACGAGUGAGGCCAGGGUGCUGCACAAACUGGGCAUCCCUGUGCUCCACAAGUCCCUGCUGCCUUCAAUGUUCGCCAAUGACUACCUGAAGACGAGGGCGCUGCAGGCCACAGAACCCCAGGCUGUGCUGGCCCAGCUGGCACACGCUAGAGCUGAUCUCCACUGGGGAAAAUUAAACGACUUGGAUGUGAACGUCCUGCUGCACUUUGUGCAGGGGAAACUGGACACGUCGGCACUGCAGCAGCUCCGGCUCCUGCCCCUCUUCCGCAGGUACGGCGGGGGCUAUGUCCCUGUGGCACCGUACCGCAAGGUGCUGCUGCUCACCAGCCGGUUCCCACAGCUGCCCCCGGGUGUCCAAGCCCUGUACAGCCUGGAGGGGGGCACGUUGCUGCUCACAGCCAACGAGAUCCACCAGCAGCUGGCCAAGGCUUUGCAGUGGGAGCCCACGGACGACAAGCAGCUCUUCAUGACCGUGGUUCUGCCUCGGCUUUCCCAGCUCAAAAUGCAAGAGCUUAAGGAAGCUCUGCGCUUGUUCUUUGAACUGCAACACAUCUGUGACCAUAAGUCCAGGAAAGCUGUUGUGGCAGCUUUUCAGAACGUGGCCUUUAUACCCGAUGCCAAUGGUGUGCCACGCAAGGCCUCCUACUUCUACAAAAACACACCCUCCUUCUGCACCGUGCAGCUCCAGCACCGCUUCGUGCCCGAGUCUUUCUUUGGGGGUCUAGGCCACAUGUGGGAAUAUGCCAAGGAUUUCCUGCUUCAGGUGGGUGUCCGCAGCAGCCUCUCUGUGGAGGAUUUCGUGGCACUGGCCCAGAAGAUAGAGCGUGAAGCCGCUCAGGCCAAGUGCCACGCUGAAGGCCUGCGGGCACGACAGCAGGAGAUGAUCAACCAGCUUGGCAUCCUGGUGGAAAAUCCUGUGCCAGAGAGUUUCCUGGAGCAAAUUGCCUCAAUUCACUUCCUGCCUCCACUGGACAUCCCCUCAACCUUGAGGGACCUCCACCCCCCUUUUGCAGCCUGCACUAAGCCCGUGGCCCUGAAGGGCAGUGUUUGCUGGCAGGAAGACGUGGCUGAGCUCCUGUGGACAUCAGCCACUAUUCUGCCGAAGUCCUCUGUGCUGAAGAAGGAACUGAAGGUCCUGGAGGCCAUGGGAGUCCUUGUAGAGAUACCCACUGCCAUGGUGGUGGCCAACCUGGAGCAUGUGUGCAGGGCAGCCUGCGGGAAACCACAGCAGGUGACCACACGGGCCAGUGUGCUCCAGAAGGUGUACAGCUUCUUGCAGACCCACCUGAAUGAAGUGGAUGCAGGGCACCUCGCUGAGCUCCCCGUGGUGCUGGCCAAGUCAGGGCACAUGGCCGUGCCACGACACGUGGUGACAUCGCUUCCAGACGAAGGUGACUUUUACCCCUAUCUCCUCGUGCUUGACCCCCACAUGGCUGUCUAUGGAGAACUCCUGCAACACCUUGGGGUGGUCCUGCUCCCCACACUGACUCACUACAGCUGUGUCCUGGCCCAAAUCCACCAGGAGAGCCGUGUCAAUGGGAUCCUCAAUACCAGACAGAAGAAGGCAAGGCUCCCGCCCCGCCUGCGGCCACAGGCUCUCUCGGAGGUGACGGAGCAGCGGCUGGAGGAGGGCAGUCUGCGGCCAUGCCGCUACGGGCCUCGCUGCCCCGGGCAGAGGCGUCUGCAGACCCUCCUGGUAUCACCCUGGUUUAGGAAGGGGCUGGACGCCCUGCUCCGGUGGCAGAGUCACAGGGCUAUGAGGAGAGUGGAGGGGGACGGCGGCUUUUCAGCGGAGCAGCUGAAAGUGCAGUGCUGCGAGGACAUCCGCACCGUCCUGGUCCACCGUGGUGCCAAG
Merops nubicus (carmine bee-eater) is the source of this 7477-nucleotide messenger RNA. RefSeq names its product sacsin-like. NCBI's taxonomy places the organism in Eukaryota, Metazoa, Chordata, Aves, Coraciiformes, Meropidae. The annotation marks the transcript as partial. The record is from RefSeq and is a predicted model, not a curated record. The transcript has 4 exons. Gene Ontology annotation, molecular function: Hsp70 protein binding.